Molecule: messenger RNA, 1655 nt
Organism: Plodia interpunctella (Indianmeal moth)
Lineage: Eukaryota; Metazoa; Arthropoda; Insecta; Lepidoptera; Pyralidae
Exons: 4
Coding region: 124-1452 (442 amino acids)
Source: RefSeq, a predicted model, not a curated record
GCAGGUGUGUUGAAAUUCAGUGCGUUAACCGACUUCGUCAGAAGCGGUCGCGCGCGGCAAUACGAAUGCGCGCGUCAAUUGUUCCGAUUAAUCGAUCUUUCGCCGAUUAAUCGAUCUGUGACGAUGUUCAUGCAGUACGAUUCCUUGCCAGCCAAGCUGGACGAGGAGUUCUCCCUGCCCGUGGAGUCGAUUAUGAGGUGUGAGGACUUCAAAAGCAACUUUGCCAGGAGGCUGUCAAAUCGCUACAUCAGGACCCCAGCGGUGAACAAGGAUAGUUCCUUGAAAUUGAGACUCCAGGAUCCCAAGACCACUUCUCCAGAUAAUGCUCCAGAAAGAAUUGAGCCGUGUUCUCAACUUUCCAAAAGAAGCGUUAUGGAGCAAAACGGCGAGGCUGUGAAGCCCCCGGAUAAGAAGAUGAACACCGACAUCCAGCGGACAGAGGUGACUGCCCUGAACAUGGAGGUGGAGACGCUGAGGUGGCAGUUGGCUCAGACUGAAGCGAAUCGACAGAUGCACAUAGCCUUACUUAAGCAGAUAGUUACUUUCCUAAACAGAGUGAAAGACCAUAUUGAGUGCCAGAAAAGCGACAGUCCAAUGAGUGAGGUCCAUCACAACCUCACUCCUCACGCAUUCAACAUUGCUGACUUACCUCGAUCGAAGUCUGUGUUUCAUGUCGACAAGACCCGUGACUAUAAUACUCCUGUCAAGAAGAUAGAUACAAAGAAAAUUAGCAAGUCUAUCAGCAACGUCAAUGGGUUUAAAGACUGCCAAGGUUUAUGGAGCCAAUCGAAGUUAUCGCUCACGUCUGAAACAGAGUCUUCGCAAAAGAUAUCGCAGGAGAUGUCGCGACUGAUAACCCUUGCCAACACCGUCCUAAGCACCAAACUGCCGGAUCUCGCCUGUAAUUGUAAUAAUGAUGUGUCAAGCAACUUGAAUAGUUUGACAUCUAUAGAAAAAGAUAUAUCACUCAAGCCGUCCAACACAUCGCUAAAUCUCAUCGAGGAGGACACGACGAAUGCUUUCAUUCUAAACACGAUGUGCGAUAGUGAAGACUCAUUCGAUUGCAUAAGCAAUAAGUUUUUAGAAGCAAAGGACAUCGAAGCCCCUCUUGCGUACAAUUUGGACAAUGACAUCACGAUUCUCAAGCUGAAUGAAAAAGAACGACACGGUUCUUACGCUAUGAAAAAUGUGCCGGAAUCGCCAAUGAAAGCACCAAAUUUUGACGGAAAGAAUGAAUUCCAUCACGCGUCCAAUUUCAUUGAAGACGAAAGUGGGUUUUCGUCUAUGAGUUCGUUUCAAGAAAUUGGAAUACCGAUUAUAAGCAUCAUACCACCGUCGCCGUGUAAAGAAGUCGGAUAUAUUGACGAGUUCUCUGACUUUAUAGACUCGGAGAAAUGGAAGACUGAUUCAUUGGAGCUCGACAAACAAACGGUGAAAGUGUUUUGGGUUUGAUAAAACGUACAAAAUCAGUUCAAAGUAUUGCACAAUAUCUAACCGAGAAGUCUUAUUUAUUAGGCCGUUUCACGAAAUUAAGUAGUUUUAGUUAUUUUGUCAGAUUUAUAACUUAUUUAAUUGCAUUAUAAUAAGAUUACUAACGCUGUAAUAAUCUUAUCGUGUUUUUAAUGAUUCAUAAAUAAAACGUAAAAUCACACUGG